GGAGGUGUUGGUGUUUGGGACGACGACAUGGGAGAUGGAAUGCAAUGCAGCAAUCAUCCUUACAGAAAUAACCCAGGUGGGAUCUGUGCUUUUUGCCUGCAAGAGAAGCUAGGGAAGUUGGUUUCUUCUUCUUUUCCUUUACCUAUUCGUGGCUCACCUUCUUCUUCUUCUUCCCCUCCUCCUUAUAGAUCUGAUACUGUUCCCAUUUCCGCCGCUGGCGGCGGUGGUGUUGCUACUUCUACUUCUCUGGCUAUUGUUCGUCCCGUGUCAACCGGGAAUGGUAAUGCUAACAAUGAUAAUGGUCGUUAUGAGGAAUGCUAUACAAGGAAAGCUAGGAUCCCUUUCCUGUUGGCGAAGAAGAAGAAGAAGAUGGUGGUUGCAUCAUCGGAUCAUCCUUAUCAUCAUCAUCACCAUCAUGGUGUUAAUAUUGCUUUUAAGAGGAGCAAGUCAACUACAGCUCCCAUUAGAGGGCGGUUCUUGGAUGGUGACCGUGGUGGGGACUUAAGCCCUAGAAAAAGAAGCGGUUUUUGGUCAUUUCUCUACCUUUCUUCCAAGACCCAUGGUUCGAAAAAGCUAGAUAAAGUUGCUUCCGUAGCACCACCUCCGGCCACCGUCUCAACAUUGGCAGCUGGAGGAGCUUCGUCAUCUGGUUCUGUAGUGAAGCCGAAGGAGAAAACCCUAGGUUCAUCUAGGAAAGGAGGCAUUGUUGUAGUACAAGACGACGAUAUCCCCCAUAACGAAACCACUCCUUCAGCUGAUUCGUCGUUCGAGCGGAAGGUCUCGAGAUCCAGGUCCGUCGGGUGCGGAAGCCGGAGCUUCUCAGGCGAUUUCUUCGAGAGGAUCUCCACCGGACUCGGAGACUGCACUCUUAGGCGAGUCGAAUCCCAAAGAGAAGGCAAACCAAAAGCUUCCACCGCAGCCGUCGGCGCAUCGUCUGCAAUCAAAGAAAGGGUCAAAUGCGGUGGCAUUUUCAGCGGUUUCAUCAUCACUUCAUCGUCUUCUUCCUCGUCAUCGUCUUCCUACUGGCUAUCUUCUUCAGCCGAGGAUCAUAACGUCAAUGGCAAGAGUACCAAGAGCCGGGGAUGGGCCUUUGCUAGUCCCAUGAGAGCUUUCACCAAGCCUUCUUCCGGUAAGAAAGACAACACCACCGUUAUUAGAGAAUCCAACAGCAAAAACACUACACCAAAUCUUUCCGACAUUCCUUCAUUGUUAGCCGUUAGAAGCUAAAGAAGUGAGGAACUUGCAGGCUAUUGGUUCCGGUUAAAUAGUUAUUACAUGUUUAUUUUCCAUGUUUAUGAUCUUUUCUUAGAAAGACUAUUCUUUACACCCUUGUUCUUACUUAAUUGUUCCUACUGGUUUACAUAUAUCUGCAAAUAAUUUUAUUUUGAACUGUUUAUUGUG
Molecule: messenger RNA, 1401 nt
Organism: Hibiscus syriacus
Lineage: Eukaryota; Viridiplantae; Streptophyta; Magnoliopsida; Malvales; Malvaceae
Exons: 1
Coding region: 28-1227 (399 amino acids)
Source: RefSeq, a predicted model, not a curated record